UCAAACGAGAAGUGGAUGAAGACAUGACUAACCAUGAUACAGCUCGAGACCAUUGGACCACACAAGGUCAAACCAUUACCAUCAAACGUGAAGUAGAUGAAGACAUGACCAACCCUGAUACAGCUCAAGACCAAUGUACCACACAAGGUCAAACCUUCAUGUUAAAACGUGAAGUAGAUGAAGACAUGAACAACCCUGAUACAGAUCAAGAACAAUGGUCCACACGAGAGCUUGAGGAUGGAGAGGAGGUAAGACAAUCAUCAAUGAAAAAAUGCAGUGAAAAUGAAUCCCAUCAGUGUUUACAAUGCAAUAAGACAUUAAUGGAUGAGAAUUCUUUAGUUCAACAUCAUAAACACACUCUAGGGAAGUUGAGUUUGCUAGUCAUACAUGGACAGAGUUUGGAGACAGAUGCUUCAAGUGCCCCCAUUGUCAUGAGAAUUUUGAAUGUAAGGAUACUCUUAUGACCCAUAUGAGCACACACACUGGAGAAAAAUCUUAUAGUUCUCAUUGUGACAAGGGAUGUUCUCAAAAGAGUGAUCUUACCCAUCAUAUUAGAACACAUACUGGAUCAAAACCCUAUAUUUGCUCUCAUUGUGAGAAGGGAUUUUCUCAAAAGAGCGAUCUUACCCGUCAUAUAAGAAUACACACAGGAGAAAAACCUUAUCAGUGCUCUCAUUGUGACAAGAGAUUUUCUAAAAAGGUCAAUCUUACAUAUCAUAUAAGAACACAAACAGGAUCAAAACCCUAUAUUUGCUCUCUUUGUGAGAAGAGAUUUGCUAAAAGAAUUGAUCUUACCCGUCAUAUAAGAAUACACACAGGAGAAAAACCUUAUCAUUGCUCUCAUUGUGAGAAGAGAUUUUCUACCAAGGCCAUUCUUACAAGUCAUAUCAGAACACACACUGGAGAAAAACCCUAUAUUUGCUCUCAUUGUGGGAAGGAAUUUUCUCAAAAGAUCGAUCUUACCCAUCAUUUAAGAGCACACACAGGAGAAAAACCUUAUCAUUGCUCUCAUUUUGAGAAGAGAUAUACUGACAAGGCCGUUCUUACAAAUCAUAUCAGAACACACACAGGAGAAAAACCCUAUAUUUGCCCUCAUUGUGAGAAGAGGUUUGCUAAAAAGGGCAAUCUUACCUGUCAUAUAAGAACACACACAGGAGGAAAACCUUAUCGUUGCUCACAUUGUGACAAGAGAUUUUCUAACAAAGUCAGUCUUACAUAUCAUAUUAGGACACAUACAGGAGAAAAACCCUAUAUUUGCUCUCAUUGUGAGAUGAGAUUUCCUACAAAAAGUCAGCUUACCCGUCAUAUAAGAACACACACUGGAGAAAAACCUUAUCAUUGCUCUCAUUGUGACAAGAGAUUUUCUAACAAGGUCAAUCUUACAUAUCAUAUUAGAACACAUACAGGAUAAAAACCAUAUAUUUGCACUCAUUGUGAGAAGAGAUUUGCUAAAAAGAUUGAUCUUACCCGUCAUAUAAGAAUACACA
Molecule: messenger RNA, 1487 nt
Organism: Lytechinus pictus (painted urchin)
Lineage: Eukaryota; Metazoa; Echinodermata; Echinoidea; Temnopleuroida; Toxopneustidae
Product: zinc finger protein 271-like
Exons: 4
Coding region: 461-1411 (316 amino acids)
Biological process (GO): regulation of gene expression
Cellular component (GO): nucleus
Source: RefSeq, a predicted model, not a curated record